Molecule: messenger RNA, 2756 nt
Organism: Aedes albopictus (Asian tiger mosquito)
Lineage: Eukaryota; Metazoa; Arthropoda; Insecta; Diptera; Culicidae
Product: aminopeptidase N
Exons: 7
Coding region: 1-2676 (891 amino acids)
Biological process (GO): peptide catabolic process; proteolysis
Cellular component (GO): cytoplasm
Molecular function (GO): metalloaminopeptidase activity; zinc ion binding; peptide binding
Source: RefSeq, a predicted model, not a curated record
AUGGAAGCACGGCUGGUGCUUUGGCUGUUCGUUGCCUUCGUAGUGUCCGUCCACGGUCAACGGUUCAAACUUGACCGAUACAAUUCACCGCUAGAUGACUUGAUACAUUCCGCCGGAGCAGCUGCCAAAGAGAGAAGUUUUACCUCAUUCAGGCUACCGAAUACCUCAAUCCCUACGCAAUACACCCUCGAGCUGGAUACGAAUGUCCAUCUGAACCAGUUUUCAUACAGUGGACGAGUCCAGAUCCAGUUGACCACCUUACAGCAAACCAAACAGAUCGUCGUUAAGCACACACACACCAAUCAAGUCGAAGUGGCGUUGGUUGAAUACAGUAUCGAAGUAGAAAGGGAGUUUCUAGUUAUCGACACCAGAGAAGCGCUACCAGCGAACACCAACUAUCGACUGCUGAUUGAGUUCACCAACGUACUACGUACCGAUCUCACCGGAUUCUAUCGAUCGUCAUACCAGGCUGAAGACGGCACAACUCGAUACAUCGCCGUUACUCAAUUCGAAGCCAGCUUUGCACGAAGCGCCUUCCCCUGCUACGAUGAACCCUGGAUUCGGGCUACCUUCGAAAUCAGCAUCAGCUGUGGGCAGUCCUACAAGGCGACUUCCAACAUGCCGAUCGCUGCUAUCGCCAUUCAACCAGACCAGAAGAAGCUUACCCGUUUCCAAGUGACGCCUCGCAUGCCGACUUACCUGGUGGCGUUCAUGGUAACCGACUUCGUUAGCAAGCGUGUCAUUCUCCGGGAGCCCACCCAUCUGACGAUGGAGGUCUACGCGCGAGCUUCCGCCAAGGCCGAGCUCGAUCUGGGACUUGAGAAAGGAGCUGCUACUAUCCGUGCGCUCGAACGGUACUUCGACAUGACCUAUGACCUGCCCAAACUAGACCAGGCCGCCAUCCCGAGUUUCAUGUUCGGUGCCAUGGAAAAUUGGGGCCUGGUGAAGUACGCCGAACGGUAUCUGUUGUACAACGAUCAGACGGCCAGCAAUCGCGACAAAGAGUGGAUAAUUGCGACGAUCACCCACGAGUUCGUUCAUCAGUUCUUCGGAAACCUAGUGACGCCCAAGUGGUGGACCGACAUCUUCCUGAACGAAGGUUUCGCCACCCUGUACGAGUACAUGAUCAGUGCCGAAGUGGAACCGAGCGUUCGCUUCGAAGAGCUGAUCGCCGUGGAAGCCGUCCAGACGGCCUUCUACGUGGACAGCAAGCCCCUCACGAGACCGCUGUCGCACUACGUGGAAACGGAUCUGAUGACAGUGUUCGACACCAUCGCCUACCAGAAGGGCGGCAGUGUGCUGCGCAUGAUGCGGCACGCUCUGGGCGGGAGCACGUUCCAGAAGGGUCUCCGGCGGUACCUGGCCGACAAUCAACACAGCGCAGUGGAUCCGAACGACCUAUUCGAAAGUCUGCAAUCUGCUGCCGAGGAAGACGAGGUCAUACCAAAGGACACCACCGUCGGGGCCAUCAUGAGUCCAUGGGUUUACCAGUCCGGUUAUCCGGUAAUCACCGUAACACACAGCCCCGGCAGCAACGAAGUCGUAUUCAGACAACAGCACUUCUCGGAUGAAACCCCCGAUUCACGUACGUGGUGGGUUCCAAUCAGUUAUCGCCUCAGCAGUCAGACCGUCCGCGAUGAAACUGAAACCCGACGUUGGAUUCCGCAAGGCACCGCACAAAUUUCCAUCAACCUGGACGUUCUGAGCGAUGAGUACCUUCUGGUGAACCCCCGCCAAACGGGGUACUACCGGGUGAACUACGAUGGAGAACUGUGGGGUAAACUGAUCGACAGGUUGAUGGUGGAUCACGAAGCCAUUCCGGCAGUUUCCCGAUCGCAGUUGAUCGACGAUUCGCUGAAGCUGGCGCUAGAUGGGCAAAUAGACAUCGACGUAACGUUCGAGUUGUUCAAGUACUUGAAGAAUGAGGUCGACUACAUACCUUGGUAUACGGCGCUAGCAUCGGACAAUAUCCAGUUCAUCAACAAGGCACUGGUGGUUGAUGAAGCUGCUUAUGGAGUCUUUAGGGCAUUCAUGAACUCUUUGACCGGUCACCUCAUUGGAGGAUUGUUAGGCUUCGCGGAGCACACCAAUGAACCCCACGAGCACCAACACUUCCGAUCUAUGGCAAUCGAAUGGAGUUGCAGGAUGGGUGACCUGAUCUGCAGAGCAGGCGCUCAUCAACUGAUGAUGGCAGAUCUCGAUGGGUCACAGGUGCUGCCUUCCUACAUCAAACACAGCAUCUACUGCGGAGGCCUGAUGGAUGCCACCGAAGAGGAAUUCGUUGCGGUUUUCAAUGCAUACCAACAAACGACCGACUCAUCACAGAGAUCAAUGUACAUCUCCGCCCUGGGAUGCAACGAGAACAAAAAGUUUUUGAUUGACUAUCUCAUACUUGUGCUGGGAGCUGGACAAGAGAUAAGGUUGAAUAGCGGCGAAAACUUGCAAAUUGUCAGGUCGGUGUACUAUAGAUCGAACGUGGGCCACGAAGCGUUCCAGGCCUGGUUGGAGCAAUACAACGAAAGCAUCAUGAAUUCGAAUUUCGGACGGCUAGCAGAUUUCCACGCCAUUUUGGCCGAUGUAGCCAAUCGACAAUCUAAUUUCGGCAACUUCGAACAGCUUAUCGCUCUACUGAACGCUUGGCAGGCCCAGACGGAGGGAGGAAUGAUUAGCAAAUAAAGAGAUAACUACCAUUCAAUGAAGCCUAGAUAAGACAUUUUGAGCAUGCAAUAAACUGCAAAUCUAUAAAUUGACAUAAA